Molecule: messenger RNA, 975 nt
Organism: Polychytrium aggregatum
Lineage: Eukaryota; Fungi; Chytridiomycota; Chytridiomycetes; Polychytriales
Exons: 5
Coding region: 130-885 (251 amino acids)
Source: RefSeq, a predicted model, not a curated record
AAAGGCGCUCCCCUCGCCCUUUCCCCUCGUCAUCGUUGUCUCGUUUCGCCCUUUCGGCUCCCUCCUCGCUCUCCUGCCCUCAUCUGGCUUUGGCAUCGGCACCUUUGUCGCUUCCAUCCCAACCCCGGCAUGCUCAGGGCCAUCUCCUGUUGUUUUGGAGGGUCCGCAGACCCAUCCAGCGACCGAGAUGUCUCCUCGCAGACCCCUGUCUCCCAACAACCAACAUUCCCUUCUCAGCCCGAUCCCUUUGGCCCCUGGCUCCAUCCCGUCGAGUGCCUCGUCAACAUUGCCCGCGACGAGCCCGAUGCCCUCCUGAUCAACACAUAUGAGAGCGGCAUCUCGGAGCGACUCAGCUAUCUCCGUGUGUGGAAGCAGGCGUAUUCGGUCGCCCAGGCUCUCAAGGCUCUCCCUGGCUGGAGCGAUGACGGCCACGAGGUCAUCGGCACCUUCUGCGAGGCCGAAGCCAGCUGGGUGAUCUUCUCGUUUGCUGUGUGGAUGCUGGGCAAGAAAACACUCAAUCUCGCCCUCAAUCUGCCUGCUGCUGCCCGCAAGGCUCUGUGCGAGAGAUACUCCAUCAAGUACAUCCUCUACCACCACACCAAGCCUGGCCGCACCAUUGGAGUGACGCUGGUCGAUGCCACCACGUUCCCUGUGCUGAACAACGUCCCACCCCCGUCUCUCGAAGUCUGUGAACCCCUUGAUGAUUAUGUCACCAUCCAGUGCACCUCUGGAACAACGGGCAUCCCCAAGUCGUUCAGGUUUGCACACACUGGAGCCAUCACCAUUCGAACUUCAGUUGGAAUGCUCAAGAGUAGCGCGGGAUUAUUCCAAGUGAGAUCAAAUGACACCCUUGAAUUGUUUGGAGGGCAUAGUUGGAUGUACUGACAAAUGAUGACUCUCAGCCUCCGUCCUUUUCGGCGGCUUUUAGUCUUUUCCUUAGCAUUGUCAGCCUGGGAGGGUCAGUGUGGAUUCCAA